Molecule: messenger RNA, 2959 nt
Organism: Drosophila ficusphila
Lineage: Eukaryota; Metazoa; Arthropoda; Insecta; Diptera; Drosophilidae
Gene: ABCD
Product: ATP-binding cassette sub-family D member
Biological process (GO): peroxisome organization; very long-chain fatty acid catabolic process; fatty acid beta-oxidation
Cellular component (GO): peroxisomal membrane
Molecular function (GO): ATP binding; ABC-type transporter activity; ATP hydrolysis activity
Source: RefSeq, a predicted model, not a curated record
AAAUCAUCACUGCUUCCUAAUUGUGACAACUGCAGCUCCGUAAAUCGGUUGGUUUUCACAUUCAAAGGAGAAUCCGGGAGCCGAACGCUUCGCUUCCAAAACUGUUUAUUUACAAAUAGAAGAUACAAUUGAACAUAACCCACAAGGACUUUUGAUCCCUUGAAAACAGUCAUAGUUAAGGACUUCAAUUUGGAUUUCAAUUGUAUUAAAUAAUGAAGGCUUCUUUUCCUCUGAUUUUUUAAACCAUCGACCGAAGCCAGACAUCAGGUUUACAGGGUACAAUGAGUAUUCUAUCCAAAUACCUCGACCGGGUUGCAGAAACAUGUGAACACAACGGGCUGACGAAGCAUGCCUUUAGCUAUGCUCUUGUGACUAGUGCAAUAGUAGCGCUGACCAUUAAAGUUACUAUUCCUUACGUUAAAAACGCCCAUACAGACAAUAAAACUAAAAAUACAAAAUUCACUGCUGAUGAUGGAUCGCUUACGCCAACGGAAGAGGAAAAUUCAGAGGAGGAUUCCAAGCUUGCAGAGGCCGAAAAGUUGUUGGUUGCUCAGCAACUCAAAAAGAAGAAUAAAAUUCAUUUUAUUGAGCCUGGAUUGAACAAGGAGUUUUUAAAACAGCUUAAGAUGCUCGCAAAAAUAAUGAUCCCACAAACGUUGUGCUACGAAACUGGAUUACUGAGCGUACACACGUUUUGCCUAAUUUCGCGCACAUUUCUAAGUAUUUACGUGGCGGCACUGGAAGGGGCCCUUGUUAAAUUUAUAGUACGGAAGGAUAUAAAACAGUUUGGUCUGGUGUUGCUCAAAUGGUUUGGAAUCGCCAUCCCCGCUACAUUUGUUAACUCGAUGAUACGAUUCCUUGAAAGUAAACUGGCUCUUGCUUUCCGAACACGUCUGGUACGCCAUUCAUACCGGCUUUACUUUAAGAAUCAAAACUACUAUAGAGUGUCGAAUCUGGACGGUCGUAUUGAAAAUGCAGAUCAUCGACUCACCGAGGAUAUCUCUGUAUUUGCCAGCUCUGUAGCUCAUUUGUAUAGUAGUCUGACUAAACCAUGCUUUGAUCUAAUGCUAAUUGGCUUAGCAUUAAUGAGAUCGUCGAGAAAAAUGAAAGCCAACAUUAUAACGGGACCUGCUUUGUCAGUCGGUGUUAUUGCCCUAACAGCUCAUAUAUUGCGAAUUGUGUCGCCGAAGUUUGGACAGUUGGUAUCAGAAGAGGCGAACAGAUAUGGUUACCUGAGACAUAUUCACUCCCGCAUAAUAACAAAUGCUGAGGAAAUUGCUUUUUACGGAGGCCAUAAGGUGGAAAUGCAACAGCUGAGGCAGGCAUACAAUCGUCUUGUCAACCAGAUGACUACUAUAUUUAACCAAAAACUGUGGUUUAUAAUGCUCGAACAAUUCUUUAUGAAAUACGUUUGGUCUGGCACUGGAAUGAUUAUGGUAUCCCUUCCAAUUUUGACGGGAAGUGACGUUGAAUCUGGAAAAGUUCGUAACACGGCCACUUCAGAGUCAAACGUCAGCGAACGCACCCAAUAUUUAACUACAGCCAGAAAUUUACUUAUUUCUGCAGCAGAUGCGAUUGAACGGCUGAUGUCUUCUUAUAAGGAAAUCGUCUCGCUUGCCGGCUAUACUUAUCGCGUGGCUGGCAUGAUGGAUGUGUUUGAAGAAACUGCUCAGGGUGUCUAUUGCAAGACGAGUGUGGUGGAUAAUGGUCAGUCAAAUGGCAUUAUUGAGUUCUGCAAUGGAAAGCCAAUAGCCAAAGGCCGGAUAAUUUAUUCGGAUGAUCCCGAAAAUAUGUCCAUAAACCUACGUGCCGUGCCAGUAGUGACACCCAACUGUGAUAUAGUUGUACCAAAACUUACUUUAUGCAUCGAACCGGGCGUGCAUCUGUUAAUAACUGGUCCGAAUGGCUGUGGAAAGUCCAGUUUGUUCAGGAUCUUAAGUGGACUUUGGCCCAUAUAUGCUGGAGAGUUGCAAAUUCCACGGCCUGUAAAUGAUGUCCCAUGCAUGUUCUACAUUCCACAGAGACCAUACAUGUCAAUCGGCAGCCUAUGCGACCAGAUAAUAUACCCCGAUACGCGGGAUGAUAUGAACCGCAAGAAAAUAACCGAGAACGAACUGAGAAAUAUUUUGAAACUGGUCAGCCUUGGACACAUUGCACAAAGAGACAGUUUUGAUGUUAUUCGCGAUUGGAAAGAUAUACUAUCUGGUGGGGAAAAGCAACGUAUGGCGAUAGCUCGCUUGUUUUACCAUAAGCCACGAUAUGCCCUUCUUGAUGAAUGCACUAGCGCCGUCUCGAUAGAUGUUGAGAGCUCGAUUUAUGAAGUCGCGAAAGAAAUGGGAAUCACGCUGCUGACAAUAACACACAGGCCUACGCUGUGGAAAUAUCACACACAUAUUUUGGAAUUCGAUGGCCUCGGUAACUGGCAGUUUAGAAAAAUGGAUGCAGAUGAAAAACAAAAAGAACAAUUCCGGUCCUAAUUUUUUACAAGACAUAUUCAUUAUAAAACAAAAAGGGGUCCCAGCUUUUUCUUUAAACCGAUACAGUUAUAACAAACUUUGUUAAAAACAUUUGCUAACUAUAGUCUAUAGUACUAUAUUUCGAUAAAAGGCGUCGUUAGGGAAGCACCCUUUUACCGAUCUAGUAUAUACCAGUAUAUAGUAUAUACUAGUAUAUAGUCUUAUACCAUUCCAAGUGUUCGAAGAAUUCUUUUCAAAGCUUAUAUUUCACCAACAAAAAUGUUUACUGGAUACGCACAAUAGUAAUUAUUUUUAAUUUAAUAUUUUUAAUCAAAAGAGAUUUUAGGUGCAACUGUCAGGCUAUAUAAGAUUACAGCUUCCUUUUUUGUAUAAUAACGCAUAGCCAAUAUUUACAAUUAAUUAUUCAAUUUUUGUUUACUGUGUUGUAACAUUUUACACUUAAAAAAAAACCGGUUAAAUACAUGCUUUUUAUUUUUAUUAAA